AUGUCAAACUACUGCUAUUCGGACAAAGCUGUCACCGCGCAAAAGACAUCGGUUUCAACACCAGUGACCCCGUACGAUGCUCUCAGUCGCUACCUCAAGUUUCCCAACAGAGACUCAGACGGGUGGUGGCGACGUGUCGCUCCGUUCUUGAACAAGUUGCUGGAGCGAGCUGGCUACGACACACACCAGCAGUAUCAGUACUUGAUAUUGCUUGGAUUGCACAUCAUUCCUUUCCUUGACGGGGUUCCCGACCCGCAGCGUCCUAUGGACUAUGCGUCGGUGGUCGGAGGUAUCGGUCCGCUGGAAUUCUCACAAAAUUUCACCAAAGACGGAAGCAAGAUGCGGAUCGGCUUAGAGCCCAUGAACCACAAACACCGCAAUGGUACAGACCCAUACAACCGGUCUGCGAUGGGUGAAGCCCUCAUGGGCCUCAAGUCACUGGGCAUCUCUGUCGACCUCCAGCUCUACCACCAGUUGGUGCCGCUGCUGACCUUGACCGACGCCGAGGAGCUUGAGAUGCCCAACGCAACGUACUUUGUGAAGCCCGCCUCCAACACGCAGUAUGCCCUAGCGCUGGACUUAGACAAAGGCGACGUCACAGUGAAGCAGUAUCUCAUACCGAGCCAGAAGGCCGCCGUCACAGGCCUGCCCCCCUCGGAACUGAUCUUCAGCGCCAUCCGCACGGUCGACGUCAACGAGGUCUUCACCGACAGCAUUGCAAUGCUGGAGGACUUUUUGAGUGCCACCUACGACCCGCCAGUUGCGGUGUUCGUUAGCUGUGACCUCGCCCCGCUCCAUUCCACCCGCUUCAAGGUCUACGUCGCGGAACUGAGCCAGUCACUCGAAACCAUCGCGCGCGACUGGACCCUCGGCGGCCGCCUCAACGACUCCGAAACUCUCAAGGGCCUUGCGUACGCACAGGAACUCUAUACGCUUUUUGGCAUUCCGGACGGCACGCGCGAUAUUAUCAGCCACCCCGUUAUCCCUGGGGAUCCCCAGUCGUUCAGUCACGUCAUGUUCAACUAUGAGUUGCAGCAGGGUGACCCUCGUCCCAAGCCCAAGAUUUAUUACGCACUGAACGCGUUGAACGAUAUGGAGAAAGCGAAAGCCUUGGAAGGCUUUUUCAAGCGGGUUGGGUGGGAGAAGCAUGCCGCUGAACUGAUUGACAAUUUGCAAUCGUAUAUUCCCGGCGUCGAUAUCAACGAGACGACCGAACUGAUUGGCUGGCUAUCGUUUGCGUAUAGCGAGAAGAAAGGUCCAUACUUGACAAUUUACUAUCGUUAG
Molecule: messenger RNA, 1284 nt
Organism: Aspergillus candidus
Lineage: Eukaryota; Fungi; Ascomycota; Eurotiomycetes; Eurotiales; Aspergillaceae
Product: cyclo-L-Trp-L-Trp prenyltransferase
Exons: 2
Coding region: 1-1284 (427 amino acids)
Biological process (GO): alkaloid metabolic process
Molecular function (GO): transferase activity, transferring alkyl or aryl (other than methyl) groups
Source: RefSeq, a predicted model, not a curated record